AUGGCGGACGCGGGAGACGUGACGGAAUCCCGCUGUGCUGUUUGUGAGAAAAUCGAGGACUUGAAGCGUUGUUCCCGUUGUCACGUGGUACAUUACUGCAGCAGAGAACACCAGAAGCAACACUGGAAAGUGCACAAAACAUCGUGCGUGGCGCAAAUUUCGAAAUCAGUUUACCCCGUCCACUUGCAGAGAGGCUCACAGCUUGACGAUGGCCAAAAACCGGAACUUUUCAAGGACGAGCGUUUCGAUGCCAGACCACUAAAACUUAUUCGUUUUCCCAAACCCCAAAAAUAUAGCCUGGGCUAUUUAGCUGAAUUUGCUAUAAGAAAUAUGACUCAACGCGGUUUUAGCAUUAUCGAUAAUUUUUGUAAAAAAUGUGACCCGCGUAAAAUAUUGGAAGAUGUGAAACGACUUCAGGACACGGGUGUUUUCAAAGAUGGUCGACUGAGUGGUGGCAGGACGAGUGGAGAUGCCUCAAAACAGAAAACAGAAUUGGCGUUACGAGGUGAUAAGAUAACUUGGUUGCAUGGAAACGAGGACGAGUAUCCUCACAUAAAGUUACUUGUUGACAGUAUUGAUUCUCUAGUGGCAAAAUUUAAUCUAUUUUCUCAGGGACAAUUUGUUAUUGGAGGACGAACUAAGAUUAUGGCUACGUGUUAUCCAGGUGGAGGUAGCGGCUAUAUACGUCAUGUUGACAAUCCAAACGAAGAUGGAAGACAUGUUACAUGCUUAUUUUACUUGAAUGAAAACUGGGAUGUGAAAAAGUCCGGUGGCUUAUUGAGAAUCUUCCCUAAUGAGGAAGAUUACGUUGACGUAGAGCCGAUUAUGAAUCGGUUGCUGCUAUUCUGGUCCGAUAUGAGAAAUCCACAUGAAGUGCAGCCAGCUUUCAGUACAAGGUAUGCUAUUACAACGUGGUAUUAUGACAAAUCCGAAAGAGAAAAGGCUAAAAUGGACAAAUUACGAGAAGAAAUAUCCACGCUAAAAGACGAUAUGGUUGCACUUGAAGUUGAAAAAAGGCAAGCUGAAACUGAUAUGCUGAAAAAUGAAAUUGAGACAAAGACUCAGAAUGCUUUGAAAGUACUAUCAGAUGAUGAACUAGAGGCAAUAACUGCUUUGAUUGAUGGUCAAUCUGAUCCACUUGGUAUGCUGACACAGAUGGGAGUGGCACCUAGCAUUCAGACAGCACUCAUGGAAAUGAUAGAAAAGAAAAAAAUAUCAAAUACCAAAUGAUUUGAAUAUUAAUGAGUUUUAGGUUGAAUUAAAGAUUGUGUGUCAUCUUUUUU
This is a messenger RNA of Saccoglossus kowalevskii, 1283 nucleotides long. RefSeq names its product prolyl hydroxylase EGLN3. Gene Ontology annotation, biological process: cellular response to hypoxia. The record is from RefSeq and is a predicted model, not a curated record. Gene Ontology annotation, molecular function: peptidyl-proline dioxygenase activity; ferrous iron binding; L-ascorbic acid binding. Lineage: Eukaryota; Metazoa; Hemichordata; Enteropneusta; Harrimaniidae.